This is a messenger RNA of Haliaeetus leucocephalus (bald eagle), 1770 nucleotides long. It is a transcript of the gene TANGO2, whose product is annotated as transport and golgi organization 2 homolog (Drosophila). Gene Ontology annotation, cellular component: Golgi apparatus. The transcript has 9 exons. Gene Ontology annotation, biological process: protein secretion; Golgi organization. The coding region runs from base 114 to 944 and encodes 276 amino acids. Lineage: Eukaryota; Metazoa; Chordata; Aves; Accipitriformes; Accipitridae. The record is from RefSeq and is a predicted model, not a curated record.
GCUCUCGCGGAAGCGGUGCGGUGGGGACGGGCUGGUGUCCGCGCUGGGCUAUUACAGAAUGACCUUGCACUGAGCCUUUGUGGAAGAAGCAAGAUUUAAACAUCAAUUCUUCAAUGUGCAUCCUUCUAUUCAAAUUUGACCCCCGACCAGUUUCAAAGAAUGCAUACAGGCUUAUUCUAGCAGCUAAUAGGGAUGAAUUUUACCACAGACCAUCCAAAUCGGCAGAUUUUUGGGACAGCAGCAAUGAGAUCCUUAGUGGUCUGGAUAUGGAGGAAGGAAAAGAAGGCGGGACAUGGCUGGGAAUCAGUAAGAAAGGCAAGAUGGCAGCCCUGACAAACUAUAUGCAGCCACAGAUUGAUAAAAAUGCAAAAGGAAGAGGUGCUCUUGUAACAAACUUCUUGACUGCAGAUCUGGACAGCUACUCUUACUUGAAGAAAGUUUCAGUAGAAGGACAUCUUUACAAUGGAUUUAAUUUAUUAGCAGCUGACUUGAAUACCACCAAAGGAGAUGUAAUUUGCUACUAUGGAAACAAAGGAGAACCAGAACCUGUUUUCCUAAAUCCUGGAAUAUAUGGAUUGAGCAAUUCUUUGUUGGAUACACCGUGGAAGAAACUUCAGUAUGGGAAGCAGCUUUUCACAGAAGUGGUCAAGAGAAGUCAAGACCUUACCAAAGAAGACUUGGUGCAGGAGCUUCUUACAGUGAUGAAUAAUCAAGAGCCUCAAUUACCAGACCCUGCAAUUGAAGACCAAGGGAAGGAUUAUAUACGUCCUAUAUUGAACAAGUAUGCAGCUGUAUGUGUUCGUUGCCCAGGUUAUGGAACAAGGACUAACACGGUCAUUCUCAUUGAUUCAGAAGGACGAGUUACUUUCACAGAGCGCAACAUGAUCAAUGCAGAUGUCAGCCAGUGGAAAACAAGCACCUAUGAAUUCAAACUGCACACUUAACAACUUUCCAUUGGAAUGGUUUGUAAUAAUAGCAAUGAGAGAACAAGCCAUUAAGCUCUAGUAAAUGUUUUGUGCCAGCCUCCACAAGCUGAAAAUAGCAAGGAAAGCAAAAGUUUAAAUAAACUGGUAGCAUACCCUAUCAGGCUCGCAAAUCCUUUGGAUAAAACCAAAAGAAGAAAACCGUUUUUACAUUAAGUAGGAACUCAUAAUCAGAAAUAAUUUUUUAAAUAUCACCCUGCCUCCAGGGCAAGGUCAUCUUUGCCCAAAACAGUCAUUGUUUUUUGUGGGUGGUGUUGUUUUUUUCUUCUUAAAGAUGUUUUAGUAGACUCUUAAACAUGUUUUCAGUUCUGAGGGGGGGAAACAUUUGCUGCUUUUAUUGUUCUAUAUGAAGGUUUUACCACACUUUGCUUUCCCUUCAACAUAUGCUUUUAAGAUUGUAUAGCUGAUGCUAAUGUGUGUCAUAUGAAUGUAUGUUAUCUUUGUAGCAUUAAGUGCUUUAAUAACAUUUAAACUUUUUAGCAGUGCCAUGGUACGAUGUUCUGCCUGGGGAGGGCAAAGCACGGGGCAUUCUUUACAUUUGUUUUCCUACAGAUAGUACAGCAAUACGUCUUAUUUUUAAAACUUGAUCUGAGAGUAGAUAGGAAAUGUAGUUUAGUGUCUGUUUGGUAUUACUGAAAAAAUCAUGGGAGCAGAUUUGCUUAUCUUUGACCGGAAUAAAAUUAUUUAUAUUGUGACAUCCUGUUUCCUGAUAGUCUAAUUAGCAAUAUUGGUUUUCUUCUUUUCUUCCCCAGCAGGCAGAUAAGGUACAGGUAUCUGUUUGCAAAGA